Molecule: messenger RNA, 2212 nt
Organism: Perca fluviatilis (European perch)
Lineage: Eukaryota; Metazoa; Chordata; Actinopteri; Perciformes; Percidae
Product: zinc finger protein 883-like
Exons: 9
Coding region: 165-2102 (645 amino acids)
Biological process (GO): regulation of transcription by RNA polymerase II
Molecular function (GO): RNA polymerase II cis-regulatory region sequence-specific DNA binding; DNA-binding transcription factor activity
Source: RefSeq, a predicted model, not a curated record
CGCACCCAACCACUAGGCUGCAGCGUGCAGCGUGUGGUGGUGCUCGGUGAAUGAGACAGCAACUCCUCUUGGAGAGAGCAGAGGAGCUCCGAGUUCUCCUGUUGAAUCCAGAGUGAGUCCAGCAGCCCCAGUGGACAUCUGCUGGAUUUCAGGACAAGAGAGGAAUGGAGGAGGACAACCAUAAACGGGAGCAACGGAGCAACAAGGUCCCCAGAAGACCAGCAGCAGACUGGGACUCUGAUACCAGCCAUGUUCAGGAGCCCUCAGCAGACGUCAAACUGGCGACCGGAGCAGGAAAGAAGGGCGAGAAGGCCGAAGAGGAGGAGCAACCUGCAGCACCUCCUGCAGCAGCAGUGAAGGAGGAGGAGGAAGAGGAGCAACCUGCAGCACCUCCUGCAGCAGCAGUGAAGGAGGAGGAGGAAGAGGAGGAGUAUGUUGUGGAGAAGGUUUUGGACCGCAGAGUGGUGAAGGGAAGAGUAGAGUUUCUGCUGAAAUGGAAGGGGUUCUCAGAUGAGGAUAACACAUGGGAGCCACAAGACAACCUGGACUGCCCCGACCUUAUCACCGAGUACAUGCAGAAACACAAGGAGAAGGAGGAGAAGAAGGACGGCAAGAGGAGAGUUGUCAGUGAGGCCUCGGGAGACUCAGAGGAGCGAGGGAGCAAGAGGAAGAAGGAGGAGGAGCCCUCAGCAGACGUCAAGCUGGCGACCGGAGCAGGAAAGAAGGACAAGAAGGCUGAGGAGGAGGAGCAGCCUGCAGCACCAGCAGCAGCCACCACCGCAGCAGCAGCAGUGAAGGAGGAGGAGGAGGAGGAGGAGGAGGAGGAGUAUGUGGUGGAGAAGGUGUUGGACCGCAGAGUGGUGAAGGGAAGCGUAGAGUUUCUGCUGAAAUGGAAAGGGUUCUCAGAUGAGGGUAACACACGGGAGCCACAAGACAACCUGGACUGCCCCGACCUUAUCACAGAGUACAUGCAGAAACACAAGGAGAAGGAGGAGAAGAAGGACGGCAAGAGGAGAGUUGUCAGUGAGGCCUUGGGAGACUCAGAGGAGCGAGGGAGCAAGAGGAAGAAGGAGGAGAAACGGAGAGGAGGAGAAGGACCCAAACGUCACCACUGUCAACACUGUGACAAAUCCUUCACAACAUCUGGAUAUUUAAAGAUUCAUCAGAGAGUUCACAGUGGAGAGAAGCCUUACAGCUGUGAUCUAUGUGGGGCAGCUUUCACACAACAGAGUCACCUGAAAGGACAUCAACGCAUUCACACUGAAGAAAAGCCUUACAGCUGUGAUCACUGUGGUAAAACCUUUUCUAGGAGUGGUAACCUUAAAUCUCACCAGCGUGUUCACACUGGAGAGAAGCCGUACUGGUGUGAACAAUGUGGGGAAACUUUUUCUGAGAGUGGGGCCCUUAAAAGACAUCAACGCAUUCACACUGGAGAGAAGCCGUACAGCUGUGGUCUAUGUGGUAAAACCUUUUCUGAGAGCGGUAGCCUUAAAUCUCACCAGCGUGUUCACACUGGAGUUAAGCCGUACUGGUGUGAACAAUGUGGGAAAAGUUUUACUCAUAGUAGUAACCUUAAAACACAUCAACGCAUUCACACUGGAGAGAAGCCGUACAGCUGUGAUCUAUGUAGUAAAAGUUUUUCGCAGAGCAGUCACCUUAAAUUUCACCGACUUGUUCACAGUGGAGAGAAGCCUUACAGCUGUGAUCUAUGUGGGGCAGCUUUCACACAACAGAGUCACCUGAAAGGACAUCAACGCAUUCACACUGAAGAAAAGCCUUACAGCUGUGAUCACUGUGGCAAAACCUUUUCUAGGAGUGGUAACCUUAAAUCUCACCAGCGUGUUCACACUGGAGAGAAGCCGUACUGGUGUGAACAAUGUGGGGAAACUUUUUCUGAGAGUGGGGCCCUUAAAAGACAUCAACGCAUUCACACUGGAGAGAAGCCGUACAUCUGUGGUCUAUGUGAAUCCAGAGUGAGUCCAGCAGCCCCAGUGGACAUCUGCUGGAUUUCAGGACAAGAGAGGAAUGGAGGAGGACAACCAGAACCAGGAGCAGCGGAGCAACAAGGUCCCCAGAAGACCAGCAGCAGACUGGGACUCUGAUACCAGCCAUGUUCAGAAUCCAGAGUGAGUCCAGCAGCCCCAGUGGACAUCUGCUGGAUUUCAGGACAAGAGAGGAAUGGAGGAGGACAACCAGAACCAGGAGCAGCGGA